CAUAGUUUGGUUGAUACCCGGGGAGCUUAUAUGGUUCUCUCUUGGAUUCUUUGUGCUUACCUCGCUGCAGAAUGAAGAUCCGCUCUUUACUGAGUCAGGCUCCGCUGCUCUUCCUUGCUGUAAAGCUCCUGGCUGACGCAGUUUACUGCCAGAAACACUACAAGAACCAGCGGCGGAAAAGGGACUGGGUUAUCCCUGCAGUAAAGCUUGUGGAGAAUGUGGAUUACACUAAAUAUCCAUUCAUCACACAAAUCGGCUCAGAUGUGGGUGAUAACCUGCGUUACACUCUGAAAGGUCCUGGAGCUGACCAGCCACCCUAUAACUUAUUUGUGGUGGAUGAAAAGACAGGAAAGGUCCAGAUCACAGGAAUUCUGGACAGAGAGGAUAUUUCUUCAUAUAAACUUGUAGGUGUUGCAUGGUACAGAAAUAACACCAUUGCUGAAGAGGCCAUUAACUUACCCUUUGAAGUGGGAGACCAGAAUGACAACCCACCUGUGUUUAUGAAACCACAACCAGCCAGCGUUUAUGAAGGCAGUCCUGUAGGUACGUUUGUAACAACAGUCAAUGCUACAGAUGCAGAUUUGCCAAACUCUGCUCACACUAAGAUUGCCUUCAGCAUAAUCAAGCAGGAGCCAGACGGCAAGCAGUUCUUUUCCAUUGAUAAACACUCUGGGCAUAUCAGUGUGAAGGACUCAUCGCUGGAUAGAGAGACGCAAAACUCUUACGUUCUUACUGUAAAAGCCACUGAUAUGGAUGGAGCUCCAGACGGCAACACAGCAACGACUACAGUAAAUAUUCAUGUCCUAGACAUUAAUGACAACAUGCCCACUCUGGAGAAAGAUGAGUAUACAGUGUCUGUGGAUGAGCAUGUGGCUGAUGUGGAAGUUCUACGCAUCCAGUCCCUGGAUAAAGAUGAGGAACGGACAGACAACUGGCUCACUGUAUUUCAGCUUGUGUCAGGAAAUGAGGAUGGAUAUUUCAGUAUUAUUACAGACCCUGACACAAACGAGGGGGUGUUGUACCUCAUCAAGCCUAUUGACUUUGAGACAGUCACUAAUCUAGAUUUGGGUUUGGUUCUGGAAAACAAAGCUCCUGCAAGAGCUGCAGCAGGAAUGGGGUCUGGAUCCGGGACUAGUGCUGGAACACUAGGAGUGGGUGACACAGGAGGCAGACCAAUAAGACCUGGCAGUGGAGGAACAGGCACAAGUCUAAUAAAGCACAAGAUAUACAUGAUAAGGGUUAGUGUGAUCAAUAGGCCAGAUGGACCAAAAUACAGGCCAAGUCCUAAAGUUGUGCCUGUGUCAGAGAAAACUAAAGGCAGUUCCAUGCCAAGAGUUAUUGCUACUUACCCUGCCAUGGAUGGUGACACAGGAAAACCAGCAGAAAAAGUCAGAUAUGCUAAAGGAUAUGACCCUGCUAACUGGCUGUCCAUUGACGAAAGCACAUCUGAGAUUAAACUCAACAAGAUACCAGAUCGAGAAUCACCAUAUGUUGUCAAUGGGACCUAUUAUGCCAAGAUCCUCUGCAUAACAGAUGAUAUGCCGUCUCAGACUGCCACAGGAACCAUAGCAUUAGAGGUAGAGGACGUCAAUGACAACUGUCCUACAUUGCUCAGUACACUGCAGCGUGUGUGCAGUGAUGUCCCAGAGGUUAAUGUUGCAGCAGUGGAUGCAGAUGCUCAUCCCAAUGGUGCUCCUCUUCAGUUCCUUGUGAUUCCAGAGGAGACAACAGGAAAAUGGAACGUGAAGAUGAAAAGUGAUGAAGCGGCUGUACUGAUACCACAGGAAAGCCUGUGGCCUGGUUCCUACAAAGUCACCAUGGAAAUCAAAGAUCAACAGGGUUUGGCCUGUCCUGACAAACAAGUCCUCCAGAUAGAGGUGUGCACCUGCUCAGAGGAAGGAACGUGCAGCCACAGUCGUGCUGUUAAAACUGCUGCCACUGCUUCGUUUGGAGCCCUAGGCAUUGGUUUUCUUCUUCUAGGAGUCCUAAUCCUCCUUUUGGUACCUGUGCUCCUGCUGAGCUGUUCCUGUGGGAUGUCUAAUGGAGGAGUUGGUUUUCCACAAUACUUUAAUGACAUGCCAUUUGAUAGAAAAGAAUAUUUAAUAGCAUAUCAUACCGAAGGACCAGGGGAAGACAGGGAGGUUCCUCUGCUGAGUGCUCCACUCUUAAUCCUAUUACCUGAAGGAGAGAGAGUCCAAGCAGGCAAUGUGUCUUCAAACAUGGCUGUACACAUGAACUCACAAGCCCCUGCCACAGUUGGUGUGUUUGGUGGGUAUGAUUAUGCACAGACUGGUGCAAUGGAGAUGGCCUACAACACUUCAAGAGAUGACAACUUCCAGUAUUUAAGAGCGAGUGACAUGGCCUUGUCUGAUCAGUUUUUACAAAGAUAUUUCACACAGAAAGCAAGACAUGAAGCAGAGAAUGAACAACUAAAGGAAGCUCUGCUGUUGUGCAGUUAUGAGGGGCAGGGAUCAACUGCCAGUUCAGUGACUUGUGAUAGCCUUCUUGAAUCAUUUGAUGACCUCGAGUUUCUGGAUGAUCUGGGCCCGAAAUUUACUACCCUGGCCCAAAUCUGUGGAUUAGCCUGCCCUGAGUUAGAACUUGAGUCCAAAGCAACUUUUGAGAAAGCAAGAGAAAUUGCCUGUGAAAGAUCAGAUGUUGUGAGCUCUAGUCACACAAUGGAAACUGAAAAUGAAAUUAUUGUUGAGUCUCCACCAGCCCCGAUACUGAUGAGUGAGAAUUCAUCCAUGCAAGGCCAAAUGUUCGUGGUUCAGGAACCUUUAUACUACAUGGUCGAGCAGGUGCCCCCCACUGUUCUACUAGCAGGACAGGCCUCUGUUGAAUUAGGGCAAGGCAUGUACCUGGUCAAUGGAAUGUCAGGAGCUGAAGGGAUAAUUCUUAACCAAAGUUAUCAUGCUGAGAAAAAUCCAAGUUAUGACCAGCAAGGAGCACUCAGUGGCAAUUCUGAAAAAAACAUCACCAUUACAUCUCAACAUCCGAACUCAACUAAAGUUUUGUGUCACAGAGGUUUAGGGUGGAUGCAUCAGGGUUCCUUCUCUGGAGAAACUGUGUCAGAGGCUGUGAUUACAACAAGUGGUCAUUCAGUAGUAGUACACACAUCUGGCCUUAACAAUGGAACGUUACUCAAGGGUGAGCAAGUUGUCAUCAUGGAAACGGUCCCUGGGCAAAGACAUGUGAUUUUAGGGGAAGCAACAACUGGACUUAAUCAAACUCUAGUUCAGAACAUUUCACCAACUCAGAACUUCAUAAUGAUGCCAGGCCAGGAUUAAAGCCAAAGAGAGUAAAUACACUGCAGAUGGGCCUUCAGAGGGUAAAUCACAGAGAAGCUGUACUUGAAGGAAGUGAACAGAAUACAGUAACACUUGUGGAGAAUCCAGGUUAAAGCCCGGGAAAAUAAGUACACUGCAGAGGGGAACAGGUGGGAUAAAACAUGAGGAGGAUGUAUUUGGAACAAGUGAACAGAAUAAAAUAACUCUUGUGGAGUGAAGCAGGUUUAUGGAGGUUCUCUUAGAACAAGUCCAGUAUCCAUGAGCCCUGUAUAGCUGCUUAGUCAUUAAAGGUCAGGGCUGGAUUUCUAAAACAUUUUUUCGACGUUCCAUAAAAGGCAGAGCAGACAUCACACUAAACACUCUCUCUACCAGUUAACACGAUCUUAACUCUGAGAUGCUUUUAGGAAACUGGACGAGGCUUGGCAGGGACCUUCUGGAGAUUAUCAAGGUUGGAGGUGGUCAAAGCUUUUAAAGAUUCUUUCAGAAAAGAUUAUUUUGAAAGGAAUUGGUUAUAUGGGAUCCUAUGAUCUUAUGUAUGUUAAGAUCGUAUAUCUUAUGUAUGGUGAAUUACAUUCUUUGUUUAUGCACUGACCGUUGUGCCUUGAAAUAUAAGAUUAUUAGGAUUAUUAUUAUUAUUUAAUUAAUAUUGUAUUUUUUUAUGCUAAUGUUAAUACUGCAAGAGUGGCAAAGCUUCCAAAUGAACAAAAUGACAUUAAUGCUUUGUAAUAUUCAUUUAAACAGUUUUCACGUAGUGUUUCCUAUUCAUACAGGCCAAAAAAGAAGGACGUGUAUCUUAAUGUUAUAAUCUUUAUAAUGUUUGUGAGAUAAUCAUGGUAAAACAUUACUUUUAAAUGGUUUGUUAAAUAUGUGGUAUUGUUUCCUAGUAAAUAGCAAUUUUGUAUUUUAGGAAGUCCAUGCUUUGCCAUUAAAUAUUUAUGCCAUUGAUGUCAUAUUCUACUGACUAUGUAAUAAUAUUCAUAAAAAUAUUCAAGGCUAAUAUUUAAGUAUCCAAAAAGGAACAAAAGAAAAUCUGUUGUAUUUGAACUUUUUUGUAUCUUUUCUUUGUUUUCUAGGUUUUUCUUACCUUAAGUAUUUUGUUUUGUAAUUGAUUUACCAAUCUUAGCAGAUGCUCUAUAACAGAACGGGAAUGCAAGCAUUCCAAUAAAACCCUAUCCCAAAGUA
Pygocentrus nattereri (red-bellied piranha) is the source of this 4472-nucleotide messenger RNA. RefSeq names its product desmoglein-2-like. Gene Ontology annotation, biological process: homophilic cell-cell adhesion. Gene Ontology annotation, molecular function: calcium ion binding; zinc ion binding. The transcript is spliced from 14 exons. NCBI's taxonomy places the organism in Eukaryota, Metazoa, Chordata, Actinopteri, Characiformes, Serrasalmidae. The record is from RefSeq and is a predicted model, not a curated record. The coding region runs from base 72 to 3290 and encodes 1072 amino acids. Gene Ontology annotation, cellular component: desmosome; plasma membrane.